AUGCAUCUGCUAUCAUCGUUCGAAAAAUUCCUUAUUGCGACUACUUUUUGGGCCACAAUCAAUAUCUUCGGUCGUCUCUUUCGCUUUGUUGUCCAGACUGUGGAUUCGGUUGCCCCCUCUGUCACUUCCAGGAAAAUCGAAUAUCAACCCCUCGAGCAUUCGAAAUAUGCUGACCAAUUUGGUUCCGGAUCUCUGCUAUUUAAAAUCAUGGCUACUUGUCUGAUACACCAGGCAGUGAACUUCUGCUUGGAUAUUAUUGUACCGCUCUGGGAAGAAUUCAAUCGUGAUGGAGAAAGGGUGCAGCGGAGGGUCCAAGCGCGGGUUUCUCAGUCGUUUGGAGGAUUUCGGGAGCUCAAUAAGAGACUGAGAAAGAGAGAUACAUAUGAAGGGGAUCUGAAAAUUCAAAAAGAGCCAAACGUGUCUGCAACCACACAGUUGAUUAGUUUCGAGAGACACAAAGUCGAGGACCAAAAAGAAAUGACACUCGAUUGGGACAUUGUCGUAGAGAAGGGUGCAUUGGAUGAGAUGAAAGAAACUCUUGGACCACCAGGAGGAUUUGGCGAGUUGGGAUUUGUGGUUGAGCAAGAUGGGGUGUCUUUCCAGGCGAUGGGCGUUGGAACGAAAUUCAACUUGAGGUUCUCAGUUCGUAGGAAGCCAGGCGUGCAGGUAUCUAGAAAAAUAAUAUGACUGCAUAUUAACACUAUCAGAUCUGAGUACUAUGGCUUUAUUCUUCGAAGGGCUGGAUCUCCAUAUUUGA
Hymenoscyphus albidus is the source of this 757-nucleotide messenger RNA. The record is from the annotation of a GenBank genome assembly. NCBI's taxonomy places the organism in Eukaryota, Fungi, Ascomycota, Leotiomycetes, Helotiales, Helotiaceae.